Nannospalax galili (Upper Galilee mountains blind mole rat) is the source of this 1026-nucleotide messenger RNA. Its product is annotated as olfactory receptor 14J1-like. Gene Ontology annotation, molecular function: olfactory receptor activity; G protein-coupled receptor activity; odorant binding. Gene Ontology annotation, biological process: G protein-coupled receptor signaling pathway. The transcript has a single exon. Gene Ontology annotation, cellular component: membrane. Bases 1 to 1026 code for a protein of 341 amino acids. NCBI's taxonomy places the organism in Eukaryota, Metazoa, Chordata, Mammalia, Rodentia, Spalacidae. The record is from RefSeq and is a predicted model, not a curated record.
AUGAUUCUGAUAAACAUAACCACAGUGCGUGGCUUCCUCCUCCUGGGAUUCUCUGACAACCAGGAGCUGCAGAUCCUACACGGUUUUCUCUUCUUGGUGAUGUAUCUGCUGGGCUUGACAGGUAACUUCAUCAUCAUCACCAUCACAACGAUGAAACUGCAGUUCCAAUCACCAAUGUAUUACUUCCUGAGGCACCUUGCCCUUCUUGACAUCUCCUUACUUUCUGUCACUGUCCCCCAGUCUAUCCACAAUUCCCUGACAGGCAGUGGCUGCAUUUCCUAUGCUCAGUGUGUGCUGCAGGUUUUCUUCUUCACGUCUUUGGCUUCUGCUGAGGUGGCCAUUCUCACAGUGAUGUCCUAUGACCGCUAUGUGGCCAUCUGCCUCCCACUGAACUAUCAAGUCAUUUUGAGUCUCAGAACAUGCAGGUGGGCUGUGACAGCUGUAUGGAUAAGUGGAGGUAUCACAGGAACUUUGUACACAGCAACAACAUUCUCUAUCAGAUUGUGUAGGGACAAAAUUAUCCACCAAUUCUUCUGUGAUGUUCCACAAUUGCUCAAACUGUCUUGUCCUGAUGAUUACCCUGGAGUGAUUGGAGUGGUUGCUUUUAUGUCUUUAUUGGGGUUUGCCUGCUUCUUUGCCAUCACCCUCUCCUAUGUCCACAUAUUCUCCACAGUCCUUAGGAUUCCCUCUGCUGAAGGUCGGUCUAAGGUCUUCUCUACCUGCCUGCCCCACCUCUGUGUGGUCUCAUUUUUUAUGUCCACAGGUGCCUGUGCUUAUCUCAAUCCAACCUCCGACUCUCCAACUGCUCUAGACCUCAUCAUGUCUAUUUUUUAUACAGUAUUACCCCCGACACUCAACCUUAUUAUUUACAGUCUGAGGAACAAGACCAUGAAGGGGCGACUCUCCAACUGCUCUAGACCUCAUCAUGUCUAUUUUUUAUACAGUAUUACCCCCGACACUCAACCUUAUUAUUUACAGUCUGAGGAACAAGACCAUGAAGGGGACUGUGAAGUUGUUUUUAGGUAG